Molecule: messenger RNA, 1257 nt
Organism: Nipponia nippon (crested ibis)
Lineage: Eukaryota; Metazoa; Chordata; Aves; Pelecaniformes; Threskiornithidae
Source: RefSeq, a predicted model, not a curated record
AUGGAUCACCCCAUCACGAGCCGUCCCCUGGGGCCACUGGUAACGCCAGUCAGCCUUCAGGGCAACUCUUGUGGUGGCAAGCUGGGUUGCAUCCCUGAUGCAAUGGCAGAGGCUGUGGAAGAAAGAGAUACAGAGCUUGCCCUCAGGCUGCUCUCUUCCCCUCUUGGUUUGCAAUCAUAUGGCCAGAGUGAGGAAAACACUGCCAACCCCCUAACCACCGUCAAGUCCUGUGCAGCUGAGCUGGACCAGGUCUUGCAGCUGGUUCAAAGAUCUGCUUACACAGAAGAGCAGAACAAUGUGGAAACUGAUUCUCUGCAUUGGUUUCGUUUGCAGGAUUUUAAGCUCGAGUUUGGCCACCAUCAAGGCAGGACAAGUUCCGUCUGGCAUGGAGGUACAGCUACCAUUGUUCAGAGCCCCGGAGACGAAGUAUGGGGAAUAGUGUGGAAAAUGAACGCUAGCAAUUUAAGUUCACUGGAUAAGCAAGAGGGAGUUGAAGAUGGCAUUUAUGUCCCAAUAGAAGUUAAUGUCCACACUCAAGCAGGAAAGGUACUGACCUGUCGAAGCUACCAGAUGAAGGACUAUGUCUGUGGUCCCCCUUCUCCUCAGUAUAAAAAGGUUAUCUGCAUGGGUGCGAAACAGAAUGGCUUGCCAACUGAAUAUCAGAAGAAAUUAGAAGCUAUUGAAACUAAUAACUAUGCAGGGCCGCUGCCAAUCAUGGAAGAGAUUGAAGCUGCUAUUGAAGCAAAGAAAAGUUCUGCGUAGAAUACUUCUGCACUUCCUUGGCCAUUCACCUUGAUUUAGAUACCUCUCCUCACUGUGCUGAUCAGCAGUUUCUUUAUUUAUCAAGAGAAGAUGAGUUUGCUGUGCAUCUACAGUAAGCCAUUAGACAUAAUUUGCAGUCUGAAGACACACAGAGAUUGGUAACUUCUUCGCUUUGUAUAUAUAGCUUGAGUACAUGCUGAAGUUUUUGCAGAUUUGGAAAUUACCUUUUUGUAGUUGUCAUGCAGUGCUGCACGCAAGUUUGUGCAUCAUGUCCUGUUUACAGACCUUUUUAAAAGAAGGCGGCCAUCUUGCCGGGUAUUGGCAUCUGUUGCCUUCUGAGGAAUAAGGGCUGCAGGCUCAGGCCCUUUGUUUUUAAAUGUUGUAUACACAAUUAUCAAGAAUUUCAAAGAUUUGUUAGAGUGGAAAGUAGACUCAAAACUCUAAACCAAGACUAAACUUUUUUUUCUCUGCUGCUUCUCUUAAUGGUUUAAAGCC